Molecule: messenger RNA, 2271 nt
Organism: Camelus dromedarius (Arabian camel)
Lineage: Eukaryota; Metazoa; Chordata; Mammalia; Artiodactyla; Camelidae
Gene: RNF32
Product: ring finger protein 32
Exons: 9
Coding region: 265-1359 (364 amino acids)
Molecular function (GO): protein binding
Source: RefSeq, a predicted model, not a curated record
UGCGCAGUGCAGCGGAGUCCCAGCGAGUCCUGGGGGCGCCGUGCGCGAGGCAGGACGGCCGUUGAGCAUGCGCACUGGCGCGUGACCGGCGGGGCGGCGGUUGCUGGGCAACCGCGGCCGCGCUGAGGCGGAGGCGCAGGUCGCGGUGUGAGUGCGGAGGGCGGGUCGGUACCCGGCGCAGGUGCGGCCCCAGUAGACGAAUUAAAGGACUGUGAUCCUCGACGAUAAAAUGUGAUACAGCCAAGGGAUUUCUCCUGAAUCAGCAUGUUAAAAAAUAAGGACCGUUCUUCUAAACAAGGUAACUCAGCUGUCAUCGCGGUCGCUUUACAAGAUCACAUUUUACAGGAUCUUCAACUUGGAACUCUUUCCGUGGCAGAUCCUGCUAAGACAAAGGUACAAAAGAGAGAGAACAGGUCCAGUUCUCUGAAGAGAAAUGCGAGAGCAGUGGUAGACACUGGACGUAGAAAGGCUCCCCAAGGCCCUAAAGUGGAAGAUCCAGAAAAGGAGUAUGUUCUUGAUCCAAAACCACCACCACUGACGCUAGCACAGAAGUUGGGCCUCUUUGCGCCUCCACCCCCGCCACUGUCCUCGGAGGAAUGGGAAACCGUGAAGCAAAGGUCCGUCCUGCAAGGGGACUCCACGCUGCCCUGCCCGAUCUGCAAGGAAGAGUUUGAACUGCGCCCCCAGGUGCUGCUGUCCUGUUCCCACGUGUUCCACAGGGCGUGCCUUCAAGCUUUUGAAAAGUUCACAAGCAAAAAAACCUGUCCUCUCUGCAGAAGAAGCCAGUAUCAGACCAGAGUGAUUCACACCGGGGCCCAACUAUUCAAAGCCAAGUGUGUGACCAGGAUCCAGGCCUGCUGGAGAGGACACGUGGUCAGGAAGUGGUACCGAGACCUGAGGAGGACGGUGCCACCCAAAGAUGCCAAGCUGAGGAGGAAAUUCUUUGAAGAAAAGUUCACAGAAAUCAGCCACCGCCUGCUGAUGUCCUACCACACGGACACAGAGGAGCUCCUGGCCGAGAUCGACCGCUGCCUGGCCGUGAACCGCAGCGUCCUCCAGCAGCUGGAGGAGAGGUGUGGCCGCGAGCUCACGGACGAGGACUGGGGGAGAAUCCAGAUGCAGGCUCUGCACCGGGGGGCCCACGAGUGCCCCAUCUGCCUCACCGCGCUCUCUGUCAGCGGCACCCCCUCGGGGACCGGCCCCCAGCAGCCCCGGCGGGAGGCCGUCCUGCUGUCCUGCUCGCACGUGUUCCACCGCACGUGCCUCCUUGCGCUGGAGGAGCUGUCCUGGGGGGACGCGCCCCGCCACGCCUGUCCCCUCUGCCGCUCUCACUAUCAGAAGAAAAUCCUUGAAUGUUGAAUUCCUAGUCAGGGAAAGGCUGUAUAAUUCGUGGGGGGGGGGGUAGCUUGAUUUUGGACGCGCUGGGAGUCUGGAGGUGAGCACUGCGUGCAUUCUGUUCUCCGGUGAAAUAAACUCUUAGUAGUUCUACUCAGGAAACCUAACAUUUCCAUAUCUUUCGUUUAUAAACCGAAAACUUCAAAUUCGUGAGUUUAAUCAGUUGAAAUAAGUGAGGAGUGGAUUAAAAACUCCGGCUUCAGAGGUUCUGUGAUUCACUGACUUGCUCUGAGUCCAGUGGGCCGGCUGGGGUCGCUCAUAAACAGUAAAUGGGCCCUGUUCCUGCCCAGUAACCUGGCGACCUGGCCCGUUUCACAGCAGCUCUGACUGGCCCGGGCGUCCGCCCGGCCCCGUGCACUCAGCCCUCUGACCACAGCUGGUCACCCUGAAGCUUCUUUAAAGCAAGUGCUUGAGGCCUUCUGCCGCCCCAACACUGUUUUGCAGUAACGGUUUUACUUCUGUGGGGCAGGUUACUGUUAGCACUCUGACAACAUAAAACCCAAAAUGUCAAAAUAAAAUGUUAAGUGGCUUUAACAUCAGAAAACUGUAAACCACGUACUAAUGCCUCAGAGCCACACAUAACAUUUAGCUCACACAUGAAGAAACCCACGGAACCUUCCUGCGAGCCCGCUCGUUCCCAGCAGCCAAGCGCAGUGCCGCUGCCCUCGCUGCCGGACCCACGAGACCCCAGAUCUCAGCGGCGAAGAGAGGCCCAUGAGCUGCGGGUGGGGGGGCCGAGGGGCUGCUCCCAGUGGCCCCUGGGAGGAGCGGGCAGAGACAUUUGUGGGCACACUUGUCAUGGGCACAGAACAAUCCCCUGUCCUGCGGGAAGACGUACUAAAGUGUAUGUUCCUAUUUAUUUUUCUCUCAUCCUUU